UAGACUAUACAAUCUUUGUGCCAAUCUUUCAUGCAUCCUACUUUAGUAUUGAAAACAACAGUUAUCGACAUUCAAUACAUCCAUCAUGGCGUGGAGACAACAAGGAAGUACAGGAUCGAACAAUAUCCCCUUGGGAAACCGACGACGCUUUCCUGGUGAUGGCGGCGCUACUCAAGAGGAAGGCUACAGCCCAGCUCAAUCUUCCAACAAUCACCAUGAUUCGGGUAUCAAGCGUGGACGAAGCCCUACCGUGAAAAGUAAGUUUAUCCUACCUGCAAUUGCGCUCAAGCAGUCUUAACAUCUUGUAGCCGAAGAAGUUGGAGGCGAUGGAUCUCGACGUCGCAAGAAGAGAAAUCGUUGGGGUGAUGCUACCGAGAACAAGGCUGCCGGUCUUAUGGGACUUCCAACUGCAAUCAUGGCGAACAUGACCAGCGAACAACUCGAAGCUUAUACCUUACAUUUUCGGAUCGACGAAAUUACUCAAAAAUUGAGAAUCGAUGAUGUUGUUCCAGCGGAUGGCGACAGGUAAACAAGGACCUUUCCAUGAAUGCUCAACAAUAACUAAUUAAAUUUCUCACAGAUCACCUUCUCCUGCUCCCCAAUACGAUAACUUCGGUCGCCGUGUCAAUACUCGAGAAUACAGAUAUAGAAAGAGGCUCGAAGAUGAGAGACACAAGUUGAUUGAUAAGGCUAUGAAAGUCAUUCCUAACUAUCAUCCACCACAAGACUAUCGCCGUCCCACUAAGACUCAAGAGAAAGUCUAUGUGCCAGUCAAUGACUACCCAGAAAUUAACUUCAGUAUGAUUGCUAACCCUCUAACCUUUCUAAACUUGUACUCCAUCCCUUAUCCGUUUUCAUUUCUCGUGUGACAUUGGAUGCAGCAUUUGGGAGACAAAUGCAAAGCACCGUCAUCACUAACCUUCGUACUCACUACCAUUUUGCUCAAAGCUUUUGAUCCUAUACUAACACUUAGCUUGCGCUCUACUAAAGUUGGUUUACUUAUCGGUCCUCGUGGCAAUACAUUAAAGAAAAUGGAGACAGAAUCUCAAGCUAAAAUUGCUAUCCGUGGAAAAGGAUCCGUCAAGGAAGGAAAAGGUCGAUCCGAUGCAGCUCAUACUAGCAACCAGGAGGAGGACCUUCAUUGUUUGAUCAUGGCAGAUACAGAGGAAAAGGUCGAGAAGGCGAAAAAAUUAAUUCACAACAUCAUUGAAACGGUAAUUCUCCGCACUCCACUCUCCAUUAUCACAUACUAACACAUUAUAGGCCGCUUCUAUCCCUGAAGGUCAAAAUGAGCUAAAGCGUAACCAACUUCGUGAACUCGCUGCUCUUAACGGUACGCUUCGUGAUGAUGAGAACCAGGCUUGUCAAAACUGUGGUGAAAUCGGCCACAGAAAAUACGAUUGCCCACAACAACGCAACUUCACUGCAAACAUCAUUUGUCGCGUUUGUGGUAAUGCUGGACACAUGGCUAGAGAUUGUCCAGAUAGACCUCGUGGUGCAAAUUGGCGCAACGAUGGUCCUCCAGGCGCAAAUGCUGUUCCAGGUCAAGGCCGUAUUGGUGCUGGCGAUGCUGUUGAUCGGGAAUAUGAGGUAAUAAAAAUUUCUAGUCGAUUUUCAAAAAUUAGUACUAAAAAGUUAUCUAGCAACUCAUGCAAGAGCUUUCGGGUGGUGCUCCGGCUACUACAGAUGCUCCUCGGCGUAUUGAGUCUGGCCCCUCGGGUUACGAUCAAGGGCCUCCGAAAGAUCAAGAAGAUGUCAAACCAUGGCAACGAGGCCCAUCGAAUGCUCCUGCCCCAUGGCAAAAAGGGAAUGAUGCUCGCGAUACUCGCGAUACUCGUGAUUCUCGUGAUGGCCGUGAUUCUGGCCCUGCCCCUUGGGCUAGACGAGGAGGUGAUGAUAGAGACAGAGGAAGCUAUCAAAAUGGAUAUAAUGCUGCACCAUCCGCUCCCUGGGCAAAGCAAUCACAACCACCAUCUAUCCCAACUGGUCCAUCUGCCUAUCCGGCUCAAAAUGCUUUUGCCCCUGGGUAUGGUAGCUAUCCUACUCAGCAGCCUCCAAUGGGAGCACCUCCAGGUCUUAAUAUCAAUGCUCUUCUUCAACAAUAUGGCAACUCUUCACUUCCUCCCCCACCUCCUUUGGAUAGCCAACCACCCCCACCUCCUCCGACUCAUCAGCCUCCACCUCCGCCAACUCACCAACCUCCGCCGCCUCCUCCAGGAAACUAAACUUGUCUUUUCCAGCUAAUCAAUAAGAAAUGCCGGUCUUAAAUAUUUUCUUAGUUGCCAGCAUGCAACACUAAGAAACCAAAACGCCCAUUUUGAAACCUAUUCAGAAAGGAUACUAACUUAGAAAUUAUCCACCAAUACAAUGUUUCUUUGUAUCUCGAGGACGAUGUUUCUUGUUGGACUGACCUUUCACGAGUUUGCUUACUCUAGUUUUUUUUUCUUGAUUAGUGCCCUGCUGGUGGUGUAAAUAUAGGAAAAUAACAAAUUCUCUUUGAUACUUAUAAGCAGUGUAUAUGAUACAACUUCUAUGUAGCCGUGUC
Molecule: messenger RNA, 2545 nt
Organism: Sclerotinia trifoliorum
Lineage: Eukaryota; Fungi; Ascomycota; Leotiomycetes; Helotiales; Sclerotiniaceae
Source: the annotation of a GenBank genome assembly